UGGAGCGCGGGAGGCCAGUGGGCAGCGGAGCCCCCUGCAUCCUUUGGGGAGGCCAUGGACUCCCUGGUCGAGCCUCGGUGGCCUCCGGGCCUGGAAGUUAUGAAGCCGAAAUUGUCAACAGAAUAUGUCGGAAGACCAACUAUUGCCACAAUGUACCUAUGAAGCCUGAAGAAGCUGGUGUUGUUGACAGAAUGUAUCUGAAGAAAACUAUUGACACAACGUACCUCUGAGGCUGAUAGAAAGUGACAUCAGAGUAUGUCUGAAGAACAGUCAUUGACAAGUACUACCAAUACUGGUAGGAACUGCCUUCAUAGCGAAAAUGAGACAGUAGAUGAUUUGUUGCGGUGUGGAAUUUGCUUUGACUAUUUCAACAUUGCAAUGAUGAUUCCUCAGUGUUCACAUAACUACUGUUCUCUCUGUAUAAGAAAAUUUUUGUCUUAUAAAACACAGUGUCCAACUUGUUGUGUGACGGUCACAGAGCCAGACCUGAAAAAUAACCGUGCAUUGGAUGAACUGGUAAAAAGCUUGAAUUUUGCACGGAAUCAUUUGUUGCAGCUUGCCUCAGAGUCACCACCCAUUUCUCCUGCUUCCUCCUCUUCAAAGAAUAUUGCUGCCAAAGCCCAUAUUCCUGUAGCCUUCAAACAGCCUUUAAAGCAAGGAAGCAGGUUAAUGGAGAAUUUCUUGAUCAGAGAAACUAGUGGUUCUACAUCAGAGUUGAUAAAUGAGAAUGAAAGCAAAGUCAACCCUCAGAAGGAGGUGAGCAGUUCUGCAAAGACCAAAGAGACACCUUCUUUAGAAAGGACAGCUUCGUGUAUCGCAGGUGCUAAUGUUCCUGAGGCACCCUCUACAUCGACUUUGAAACAAGUUACUAAAGUGGAAUGUCCUGUGUGCGGGGUUGGUAUUCCAGAAGAUCAUAUCAAUAAGCACUUGGAUAGCUGUUUAUCCCGUGAAGAGAAGAAGGAGAGCCUCAGAAGUUCUGGUCACAAAAGGAAGCCGCUGCCCAAAACUGUAUAUAAUUUGCUAUCAGAUCGUGAUUUAAAGAAAAAGCUAAAACAGCAUGGAUUAUCUAUUCAAGGAAAUAAACAACAGCUCAUUAAAAGGCACCAAGAAUUUGUUCACAUGUAUAAUGCCCAGUGUGAUGCUUUGCAUCCUAAAUCAGCUGCUGAAAUAGUUCAAGAACUUGAAAAUAUGGAGAAGACUAGGAUGCGUCUUGAAGCUAGUAAACUCAAUGAAAGAAUAAUGGUUUUUACGAAGGACCAAACAGAAAAGGAAAUAGAUGAAAUCCACAGUAAAUACCGUAAAAAACAUCAGAAUGAAUUUCAGCUUCUGGUGGAUCAGGCCAAAAAAGGAUACAAGAAAACUGUUGAAAUGUCAAAAAAGGAUACAAGAAAACUGUUGAAAUGUCAAAAAGAAGAUGAAUCUACAAAAAUGCUGUUCCCUGUAUGCCUGGAACAGGAAGAUAAUAAAAUGAAAUUACCAGAUAUACCUUCAGUAAUAAACCACUUCCCUCAGCCAAAGCUGGACUCCCCAGGGAUACGCGAGCCCGAUGGACCUGAUGAUUCUUCCAGCUGUACUGAUAUUCAAGAAGAUGCUCUUUCUUCAUCCGAAUCAGAUUCAUUCAAUAGUUCCAGUUCGGACAUCAUAAGAGAUAUUCUUGAAGAAGAGGAAGCCUGGGAAGCAUCACAUAAAAAUGAUCUUCAAGACACAGAAACAAGUCCAGCACAGAAUCGUCGGACAAGACCAGAAAGUGCUGAGAUGGAGCCGAGAAAUAAGAGGAAUAGGAACUAGUGUGGCUUUGGCGACUUUACCAGGGCAGUGAUCCGAAUAUGGUACUUUCUGUUGCCAUAUAGAUUUCAUAUUUAUAAUGCCCACAUAAGGGUGUACAUUCUAAAUAUUUUUAAUCAACUUUUCAUUCUUUUCUGUCUUUCUCAGGGGAGGGGGUAGUUACAAAACAUCCUCACUUGGUCAGUUACCUUUUGCUGGGAUAUCUUUCUCUCAAAUACUGACUUCCCAUGUUCACCAGCUUUGCACAGUACACAGGCUUUUUUUGCAAAGGUUUUCUUGUUUGGCUUUGUUUCUAAAUUUCAGAAUGUCCUUAACCCAUUCUCCUUCUCUUCCAUGGAGAAACCCACUUCAGAAAGGAUUCUUCAACCUUUCACCACAGGAGCAGUCGAGGAGUUAAGGCCUCUAUUUCUAGAAAGGCAGAAUGUCAUAACUCACAUCCUUGGUGUCAGCAUCCUUGAUGUGCGUGUGUGUGUGUGUGUGUGUGUGUGUGUGUGUGAGAGUCUGAAUGCCAUCAUGCCCAUUAUGGCAGUUAGUGAUGGUUGUUGCCUGAGUUUAAGGUAGUCAGUUGUUAGACCCAUGUCUUACACGUUAUUCAGAUGUUAGUCACAAACAAUAAAUUAAAAAUAUUGGGCACAGUCUUCAGAAAUGGCAGUGACAAACGGUUAUUGUUAGUCUUUCUUUUCACUUGGGUAAAUUGAAUUUUUAACACUUUGAACUCUAGCCAUUAAAAGAAUGCUGCAAUAAAUGGAUUUUGUAAAUGACUAGACUCUACAUCAAUUUAAAAUCAUGUGCUUGAAACAGUAUGUUGAGUAUAAGCUACAAAUCAUCCAAGGGGUUGGUCAGAAAUGAUCUCUGUGUGAAAUGUGCACCGGUCCCCGUUGCUUCCAGAGUCCCUCAGGCCUCUCUGGCGUCUCAGUCAGUCUUCACCCGCCGCCACCGCCCAGCCCAGAUACAUCAGCUUUCCAGAGACAAGCUAGCGAAUGUGGCAGUGUUAAGACAACAGAUGUAUGAAUGUUCCAGGAUGUUUGUGACUUCCGCUUUCCGGACAGUGUCUCCGUGGACUUUGGCAUUUUGGUAUGCUCUCAGGUUUCUGGGUCAUGUGUGGAAUCUCAUUAUAACUUAGAGUUAAGCGUUUUAACACUUAA
Myotis daubentonii (Daubenton's bat) is the source of this 2930-nucleotide messenger RNA. RefSeq names its product RAD18 E3 ubiquitin protein ligase (gene RAD18). The record is from RefSeq and is a predicted model, not a curated record. Gene Ontology annotation, molecular function: ubiquitin protein ligase activity; single-stranded DNA binding. NCBI's taxonomy places the organism in Eukaryota, Metazoa, Chordata, Mammalia, Chiroptera, Vespertilionidae. Gene Ontology annotation, biological process: protein monoubiquitination; DNA damage tolerance. Gene Ontology annotation, cellular component: Rad6-Rad18 complex; nucleus.